CAACUCGCGAGAGUUCGACUCUUGUUUGACGACGGAUUCCGAAACUUCUGUGCGAGUCCAGGGACGAAUGCUAGCAGAAGGGAUCGAGCUCCAGAACCGAUCUGAGUUGUUAGUGGCAGGGAGCAGAAUCUAUCUAUCCUCCCUGCUUUCAAUCUGCGUAGCUCUCUCGUUCCUUGGAAGCAGCAGCAGCAGCAGCACGCGGAGGCAAGAUUCCGUCGCCCGAUCGUCGGGGCUUCGUCGUCGCUGUGCCCACCUCGUCGUCGCUGCAGCGUCGCAGCAAGUGCAAUAGCUGUGGCUGUAAGCUGUGCGACGACAGCUCUGCCGCGGCUAGCCAGCUCCAUUGGUCCGUGCUGCCGCAGCAAGUGCUAGUAUCCUACCACCCACGGUUUUCAGCAAUUAAUCCACGUUCCUUGGCUCGAUCCAUCUCGUCCAGAGUUCCCCCGCCUUCCCCGCCUUCCCCGCUUUCCCCGCCUUCUCCGCCUUCUCCGCCCUCGUCCAUCACACGUAGUCUCCUCCUCGUCCGUAUUCUGGUGUCUUGAGGCGCCUCGAUCCGUUCCCCGGUGGAUCCAAUCACUUCGAGAGAACCAACCUCGGAACCACCUUGCCCCCAGUGAGAGGGUUUCAGGUCUACCCUUUCUCCAUGCGGCGUCUUGUCACCACGAAACACAGUCGCGCGUGUCACGGCUGCUCUACCCGUAGGCCUCCCUCCAUGGCUUACCCGAUCCCUUCCUACCUUCCCCCCUGCCCGAUCCUCCGCCUCCUUCUCCUCCUCUCAUCACUCUCACUCUCGUCAGUCACCUUCCGCCAACCCGCCUCCUCCCCGCUCCUUGUCUCCGCCUCCGCCGCCUUCUCUUCCGCGGACGACUGCCUCCCCGGCGCCUCCGCCCUGUGCCUGCGCGCCGACGACCCCGCGCUCUGCCUCUCCGCCAUCUGCCGCCACCGCGCGUCUUCCUCCGCGACUUCCCCCGCAGCUCGCGGCCGCGAAUUGGCGGCCAAGUCGAGCUCGCGGCGACCGUCGUCGCAGUCGUCGCAUUCGUCGCAGCCGUCGCAUUCGCAGGACCUGCUGACGUCGAUGACGGUGGACGUGGCACUGGAGGAAGUGGGCUUGCUGCGGGGCCGCGCGGAGCGGCUGUCGCGGAGCAGCGGCGAGGACCCGCGCAGCGAGGGAGAGAGCCGCGUCGCCAGAGACUGCUUGGAACAGCUUGACCGGGCCGCAGCGUAUCUCCGUCGCGCGUCGGCGUCUCUGAAAGGUGGCGCGGAGCCCGAGGGCCAGACGUACUGGAUCAGCGCGGCGCUCACGCUCACCUCGCACUGCUCCACCAACAUGGCGGCCGCCGCCGCCGCGCGCGACCUCCGCGCCGCCGCCGCGGGGAACUCCGCGGAAGCCGCAAGGUCUGCGGAGGUUGCGGAUUUAGGCACUGCGGAAGUGGGAGCGGCGGAGGGUGGGCGCAACAGGAAAGAUAAGCCCCGAAGCGGGUCUGGUUUGCUAGUGGCGCAGGCAUUGGGGGGAACGAAGGGGAGAACCAAAAGUAACAGCACGAACAGCAGCAGCAGCAGCAGCAGCAGCAGUGAUAAGCGCGGGAGUGGAGCGAAUGGCGAAAGCGCCCAGGACAGCGCAGGGGGGAUGCGGGUGGCGCGCUUUAAGACGCGAGAGGAGGUGAUGAGGGGCGCAAGCAAGGCCGGCGGACCUUUGACGAACCGCCAGCAAGGCCAGGCUGGUACGGGCAGCGGCAGUCUGGCAACCACGCAGAUCAUCAGCAGCUCUGGCAGUAGCGGCAGUGGCGGCAGCGGCGGCAGCAAGACAAAGAACAGCGCGAGAGGCUCAGCUAACGGCAGCGCAAAGAAGAAGGGCGCGACAAACGGCGCGAAGAGCGGCGGGAAGGGCGCCGCAGCGAUCUGGAACAGCCUGGUGUCGAGCGUGCGGCGCGGCACCGGCAGCGGCAGCGGCAGCGGCGGCGGCAGCGGCAGCGGCGGCAAGCAGCAGCCGCUGGUGGAGCUGGACACGCCGCUCGUGGGGCACGUGCGCAUGGCGGAAGGACAGGCGGAAAGACAGGCGGAAGGCGGAACAGGACCGGCGGGGGGGGCAGCGGAAGGGAGGCUGGCGGACGGCAAGGAGGUGGCAAUGGCGGCGAUUGACCGGGGCGCGAGGGAUAGUGGGGUUGAGGCGGGGGGAGGCCGGGACGGAAAAGGAGGCGGGGCUCAAACGGCGGGGGCGGGGAUGGGUGACGUGGAGAGCCCGUCGAAGCUCAAGGCGGGGCCCACCCUCGCCUACAUCUCCAACGCGCUCGCUAUAGUCACGUCGCUGAGAGACGAGGACGCGGACGCGGAGGCGGACGCGGGCGGCGCGGAGCGACCGGGGAGCGCCAUGCACGCGCGGCGCAAGGGGCUGGAGGUCGACAGGCGGCGAGAAGCGCGGGAGUUGUAUCGAGCCGUGCACCACACCUUCCCUCCCCCUUCCCCCUCAGCUCUCUCCUCUUCUUCCUCCUCCUCUUCUUCCUCCUGGCUCUCGAGCCGCCAGUCCCGCAGGCUGACGUCACGGGCGGCGGAGAAAGCGGCGGCGGCGGCGGCGGCGCGGCCCGCGUGGGUGCGCGAGGCGGAGUAUUCGGAGCUGCGCGAGCUGCAGCGCUUCAUGCGCGAGCACUACGCGCGCGCGGAGGAGAUCUUGGCGGGAAACCUAACGGCGCACUGGGAGGCGAACCGCGGGCGGCGGCUGGCGGCGGUCGGCGCAAAGCUGCCGCGAUUAAAGCCGGAUUUCAUAGUGUCCAAGACCGGAAAACCCGGGCACUGCCGGACGGUGCAGGAAGCUGCGACGAAGCUGAUCGCGGCGUACAAGCCCCCGCCGACGCGGUUCGUGGUGUACAUAAUGAAGGGAAUCUACGCGGAAAAGGUCCUCUUGAAUAAAGACAGCGUCAUAUUUCUAGGCGACGGCGCGAGCAGCACGGUGAUCACGUACGGCGCGAGCGUGCGGAACGGGUAUACGGCGUUCGACUCGGCGAGCGUGGGCGUGAACGCGGACUACUUCACCGCCAUGGGCCUCACGGUCGUUAAUAGCGCGGGGGCCGCCGCGGGACAGGCCAUCGCGCUGCGGACGGAGGGGGAUAAGUCGGCGUUCUACGACUGCGUGUUCCUGGGCCACCAGGACACGCUAGCCCCGGACGUGGGGCGGCAGUACUUCCGCAACUGCACGGUGCGCGGCACCAUCGACUUCGUCUUCGGGGUCGCAGCAGCCGUGUUUGAGGACUGCACCUUCGUCGUGCGCCGCAGCCCGCCGGGGUACUCCAGCACCGUGGCGGCGCAGGGGCGCGUCACGCUAAAGGACCCCUCCGCCUUUGUGUUCCUGCGGGGGAAGGUGGUGGGGGAGAGCGCGGGGCAGUACGGGUACCUGGCGCGCCCCUGGUGGCCCUACUCCCGCACGAUUUUCAUCCACACGUUCCUGUCUCCGGUGGUUGUCCCUGCGGGGUGGUUGGAGUGGUCUGACGCAACCACCAAGACCAUCUGGGGGGGCCGGCCCUACUUUGCCGAGUUCCAAACCUCUGGCCCGGGCGCCAAGGGCCGGCGCGUGGCGUGGGCGCGGCCGGGCAGGCUCACAGAGCGCCAGGCAGAGGGGUUCCUGCCGAACAAGCUGCUGCAGCUGGGUAGCUGGGUGGGGGAGACCAAGAUACCGUACCGUCCGUGAUUCCGUGACUGACUUGGCUGGGAAUGGCACAGAAGCAUGAGCCGCUUACACUAACGUUAGGGGAGCAGCAGGACUCCGGAGGAGAGUGGUGCUUUACCCAGGUCCUGGUGCACGGUAGGUUGAGGGAAAUACGGUAAUAAGCAUGGUAGGAUAGGAUGGUUUGCUUUGUGUAGAACCUAGAAUGGUCCUAGUUGUGUUGCCCCUUUGUUGUCACACUCUUGAGAGUGUGUGAGCUCCACUCUUACUUAAUGGAGCAUACUAGUGAGUCUGGGUUCGAGUCGAGUGUAGCUGGUAGGAAUGAAUACAGUUGUAUAGCACAC
Molecule: messenger RNA, 3996 nt
Organism: Closterium sp. NIES-67
Lineage: Eukaryota; Viridiplantae; Streptophyta; Zygnematophyceae; Desmidiales; Closteriaceae
Source: the annotation of a GenBank genome assembly